UUUACAGAAGGGUGUUCCGCGUUCGCGGUGCGGGAGCGGUCAGUCGGGGUGGCGGGGCUGGGGCCGGCCGGGGCGGGCGGCUCCGCGCUCCGCGUUGGGCCGCUGGGAGGGCGAUGACGGAAUACAAGCUGGUGGUGGUGGGAGCUGGCGGCGUCGGGAAGAGCGCGUUGACCAUCCAGCUCAUCCAGAACCACUUCGUGGACGAGUACGACCCCACCAUCGAGGAUUCGUACAGAAAGCAGGUUGUCAUUGAUGGAGAGACGUGCUUGUUAGAUAUUCUGGACACUGCAGGACAGGAAGAAUACAGUGCUAUGCGAGAUCAGUACAUGAGAACUGGGGAAGGAUUCCUGUGUGUGUUUGCCAUUAACAACAGUAAAUCAUUCGCUGAUAUUAACCUUUACAGAGAGCAAAUCAAGAGAGUGAAAGAUUCAGACGAUGUGCCGAUGGUGCUGGUUGGGAAUAAGUGUGAUUUGCCCACGAGGACAGUAGACACAAAACAAGCUCAAGAAUUAGCAAAAAGUUAUGGCAUUCCUUUCAUAGAGACAUCAGCUAAAACGAGACAGGGUGUGGAAGAUGCAUUUUACACACUGGUGAGAGAGAUUCGGCAGUACCGGAUGAAAAAGCUCAACAGCAAUGAAGACGGGAAUCAAGGCUGUAUGGGGUUGUCUUGCAUUGUGAUGUGAUAAGAUGCCAGGUUCAGAUGUAGCUGCUGGACAAGUCUCAAUGCUACUGUAUUGUGUCUCAUGCUGAUGCCCUGCAGUAUUUUGGUGCCAGCGACCAGACUUUUGGUACCAAUUAAUUAGCACAGGAUCCUUUUCUGUGCUCCAUCUGAAGAAAACAUCUCUGGUAUCUACCUCCUCGCUCAGCUCACAGAGCAGUCAUAUCUCUUGGUGUACUGGGAUUCUUUUCUAGCUGUGCUGUCUGGGUUUGUUCAAGAAGAAAACCAGUCACAAGAAAAGUGAAUUACAGAGACUAAAUGCUGUGAAAAAGAUCACACUUUACCUCCAGAGUAAAAGCUAGAAGUGGCGUUUGACCCCUUUGCAUUGGAUUCAGAUUUGCGGUGUUGUCAGAGGAGUGGCAGGAGUAAUUUUGCCAUUACAAAGGUUUCUGUCACCAGUCGGAUUGAUGUCUGCUGUCUGUGCACCCAGUGUAUCUGCAACAUCUGCAUUGUGCCAGGAGUAUCACUUCACUGAUUAACUGAUCCUUUAUUUUUCUGUAAUAAAAAGGAGAUAUCUUCGCUAACUUAAGUGCCUGUUUGCUCGGAAGGUUGGAGGUUGAGAGCUGUUCCCUUGGGCUGAGGAAAACCCCAAGGAUGAAUUUCUUGGGUGCUCAUUGUCUUGAGCAGGCAAGUUUUGUGCGGGUGAUCUCUUUUCAUGGUAAGAUGCUAAAAUGGGAGUUUGUAGUCUGGAAGAUCGAUCGGGUGUUUGUGAGACUCUUCAGUUAGGGAGAGGAGUGUAAACUACGCCAGUUCUUGAUCCAUCAGAAUGCUUCCACCCACCUCCGUGCGUGGAACUGUGUAUGUUCUGUUUUGGUUUUCUACAGCAUUUGGAUCUCUUUCAGGUUGGACCAAAUUAGUGACCUGUUCAUUUUAACAUAACUGCCAAUAUUUAUAGACAAUUUCUUACGGACCAAUAAUGGAUUUAGAAACUGGAGGUUGCUUUGGGCAGCUGUUCUUCAACUCUGUCUGUAACUUGCAAGUUAUUCUGAGUUAUUUUCUGCAGAGCCUCCUUCCUUAUCAGGGGAGGAGCCUGGGAGUUGAGGUUGACUAUAAUUGGGUCAAUGGUUGUCACAGACUUCAGGUGCCCAGGCUGAGUGGAAGAGGCACUGAGCUGACUUCUAAUUGCAGCAUCCUUGCAAAAUGAGGAAGGGAGUUCAGUGAUGUCUGCUCUGGAGAUGUAUGAUACACUGACAGCAGUUCUGGGUUUGUUGUAACAGCCUCAAAGUAGGACUGAAGUGCUGUGUGAGCUGUGUGACUUCUUCCUAGAACACAGCACUGCCCCCCGUAUGGUUGGGACGUGCAGGUGAGACCAGAACCCACCGGGGUUCCUUGAUGUACCUUGGCCUUCUCAGUUCUUGUGCCAGUGAUGCUGGGUUCUGUUCUGUGGUGUCAGACAGCAUCGUAUAGCAAAGCUGAAUUCCCUGUGAGUCUGGUGAGAGAAUCACGAGCCUUCAGCCAACAGAGGGAGCGUUCAAUCUGCUGGAGCAGUGCGAGCUGUAGACGCGACAAGAGGCGUAAUUUCAGUUUGUUGCAGUCAGGUUUCUAUAUUUUCAAAACUGAAAUCAGAAAUAAGGAAAUAUUGAGAAAAUAAGCAGUUGCUUUUAAUGCUCUUUUCUCCACUAAUAGUACUCCUGAUUUUCUUCUUGGGAUGCGGAGGAUUGAUCUGUGUAACUUUAUCUGUGAUGCUCCAGAUAAGUGUUUUAGAAUUCAUUUUAUCCUUGAAUGAUGGAAAUGAGAAGAAUUUAACAAAUAUUUUUACAUAAAACAUGGUUUUCCAGUGACCUACUGAGUGGUGGGAAGCGUUAUGGGAUAGCAGCACCUGUGACUCGAGUUAAUUUGAAGGCAAUCUCUUGCCUGCAGGUUAAAUGGGACAGAAUCACGAUCACUGUGAGCUGUGUGUGGUCAGCAAGCAGUCUGUGGGUUUUUCUUAAUGUGUUCUUUUUGUCUGUCUUAACUUGGUGCAGGAAGAUUUCCUCAUGACAGCAUUCUUUGAGGUGUGUCAGCAGGAGCUGACUUUGCUCCUUAAGCUGUGAUGUACUGUUGUCCACUUAAUGGAAUUACGGAAAGAAACAGCUGCUGGGAGCCACAUCUGGUCACCUACAUUCAGUGUUUUGGGAAGCUGUCGGUGUGGAGUUUGCAUUGUGUUUGAAUGAUGAGUUCGUGGUGGGUCUGUUACGCUUCUGGAUGAUUUGGGGAAAUGUGGAGCUGCUUCCCUGGCAGACAGGAGCAGCUCAGGGUGCUGCUGCCUAUGGCUGUGGGAAAUCUCACAGUUGGUGUUUGAACAGUGGCCAAAUUUGCCAAUUAAAAAUACAUUUUGUAGGGAGAUUUGUCAUAACUUUCUACUUUGUGUGGCACGCUCUGCUUUCUGAAAGCAUACUAGCCAUAACUCAAAAAGUUGUGAAUCCUCAGAAUAAUACAGGAGCUGGCAAUUGUGUCUGCUUUCUCUUUGAUGUGUUCCAUUUCUCUUGGGUUGGAUAAAGCUUUAAAAAGGAAGGAGCCCUGGUGAGGGUUGGUUGGUGUGCAUUUCAUUUUUGGAACCAGAGAGGAAGUUGCAUCAACUUUCAGGAUGCUGCAGAGCUCACUUGUACAGGUGGUGCUCCAAUCUGUGUUUUGGGGUCAAAUCUAGAGAGUGAUUUUGCAAAAUCAGAUUUUGUGCCCAAUCCUGAGCAUGAACUGAAUGGUUGUACCUGGUUUCUGGUUGUGUACACGCAUACAGACACGCCUGUAUGUGGGUAGUUUGAGUCAGUCAAGGUUGCUGUCAGUACCUAAAGCAGAAUGCACCGCAUAAUGCAUGCAGGCAAAAGUCCUAUCUUAGGAGCCAUCUCUUCAUGGGUUUGGCUUUAUAUAGGCAGUAUUUUUAAACAGAAUAUCUGAAGCGCUUUCUGGAGUUCUCUGGUAAUGCAGUGGCACCUCUUUGGAUGAAGGAAGAUGUGUUUGAGGAGCACAUGAGCAGAUUUACUACUCUAGCAGAGAGGUUUUGGUGACCGUGGAAAAGGUUUUGUGUCCUGGAUCUGUGUGUGCUCUUGGUGAGCUGCAGUCCAUGACAGGGUCCAGCCAGGUGAGAAGGAAACCUGGCCAUCCCACUCUUGAGCGCCGCUCCGCCUCAGUAGCUGCACCAGAUGUGCCCUUUCAGUCAAGGUGCUCUGAUCUCUUAGAGCUUCCUGUAGUUUAAGAUGCCACUCGUUCUACAGCUUGCUCAGUUAACGUCUGUUGGUGGCGUUGAGUUGGAUGUGUGUGGCAGGAAGGAGCAGGGCGUGAUGCGCCUCUGUAACCAGGACUUCACUGCAGUGGUUGGCAGAUAGAAAACGCAGCUGUUCCUUUAAAGCAAGCAGAAUGUGGAUGGUCAGCCAAACUGCCCUGGCUUUGGUGGAAACUGCACUGCAGGAGGACCAAACCCCAAGAAGCUUUGGAACAUUUGUUUAGAAGAUAAGCACAGAUGGUUUUGCACAAGGCAGCUCCUCAUAGUGGUGAUUUUGUACAUUUAGUCCAAAUGUUGUCAUGUAGAUUUAGCAGCACCACACUGUGUCUGUGCCCAUUUAACCUCGUUAUACUAAGGAGAACAGACCCUAAACAACCUUGUUCAAAAACUACCCGUGCAAAUAACUGAACUAAAUAUUUGUUACUGCUGACUGGGAGCAGCUGUUCAAGUGUAGCAUUGUGGCUUGUUAAUGUGAGCCCCAGCUCCAUGGUCUGAUUAAAAACAACCACAAACAUUGCUCAGCUUUUGUUCUUAGUGUCAUCAGAAAGACUUGAAUAGUGAUGGUAAUGCUUACGUAGAUGUGUCUUGUGAGUGCACUUCAGUGAUUUAGAAAGAACUGGAUUUCAAGCAACUUUGGACCUGUGGGGGGAGGGAGGUUAAUGAAGGUUUGAAUCACAUUCUAAUUCUGUGUCCUUCAUUACUCCACAAGCCUAAAUCCUAGACAGCCUCCAGGAUAGCUGGCAACUGUUGAGAUCUGGACUUUUUUUAUUUUAUCCAAGGGCUAACUUGUUGUAACUUGAUAUAAUUAUCUGCUUUCAGAAAUGCAUCUCUGUUGGUUUGAAUUGAAGUAAAUUAUUUUGCUUCCUAAAUAACUUUUUUAAAGAAUAAACUCUGUGAAUUCUU
This is a messenger RNA of Tympanuchus pallidicinctus (lesser prairie-chicken), 4820 nucleotides long. It is a transcript of the gene NRAS, whose product is annotated as NRAS proto-oncogene, GTPase. Gene Ontology annotation, molecular function: GDP binding; GTPase activity; GTP binding. Gene Ontology annotation, biological process: Ras protein signal transduction. The coding region runs from base 114 to 683 and encodes 189 amino acids. NCBI's taxonomy places the organism in Eukaryota, Metazoa, Chordata, Aves, Galliformes, Phasianidae. The transcript has 5 exons. Gene Ontology annotation, cellular component: plasma membrane. The record is from RefSeq and is a predicted model, not a curated record.